AUGUCGGGGCAGCUGGAGCGGAACAAGCCAAAGGGGACGCAGCAGCAGCAGCAGCAGCAGCGGGAGGCGAGCGGCGGCAUCCGUGGCUCGGUGCGCAGAUCUCUCUUCCGCCACAUGCUGGAUGCCGUUGACGGCUCAUUCAAGAUACUCAUCUGCGAUGCAGCGGCAGCGGCGGUUCUCAACAGCUGCGUGCGCAUGCAUGAGCUGAUGGAGCACGGCGUCACGCUGCUGGAAGACCUGAUGACGGCGCGCCAGCCCAUCAUCAACAGCCCCGCGCUGUACUUUUUCACCCCUGACGACGCGACAGUUGGCCGCGUCAUGGAGGACUGGAGUGUGAAGGAGCCGUAUAAGGAGGCUCACAUCUUUGCUCUAAGCACCACGCCGGAGCGGUACGUGCAGCAGCUCGCGGAGUCGCGUUUGGCGCCCAAGGUGAAGAGCUUCAAGGACAUGUUGUUGGACUUCUCCACCCCAGAGACGUUGGUGUUUCACCUCAACAUGCAGAAUGAGUUUGCGCAGCUGCUUUCGCCGGUGGUGCUGCCGGCGCGGGAGGCUGCGUUGGACAUUGCGGCAUCGCGUCUGGUGUCGGUGUUUCACGCCCUCAAUAAUGGUGUUCCUGUCAUCCGCUUUCAGAACCGGAGCGGCAUCUGUCCAGGGUUUGCCAAGAUUUUCUUUGAGAAACUGGCCAAACUCUGUCACGACGUGCCGGACUUUAAGAAAGGUGGCGACGGCGGUGACAACCCGCUGCUGAUCAUCCUUGACCGCUCCUUUGAUACAGUGGCGCCGCUGGUGCACGAACGCACGUACCAGUGCCUGCUGGAGGAUCUGAUGCCGCUGGAGAACAACAUGUACGAGCAGACCUUCAAGAAUCGGCUUGGGGCGGACUCGAAGCGGCAGUUCCCUGUGGACGAGGAGGACCCCUAUUGGUGCCGCUACCGCCACCGCUUCUUUGCGCAUUGCCUCGAGGAGCUGCCCGCAGCACUCAAGAAGCUGCACUCGGAAAAUCCGAGCCUCGCGCAAGGGAUGGGGCAAAACGCCAAUGUCGCUGAACUUGGCGGUGCUGUGCGAGCCCUGCCCGAGUUUCAGGAGAAGCAGGCGAAGCUGUCAAUGCACAUUGAUAUUUGCACGAAGGUCAUGGCGCAGUACCGGGAGCGGCGUCUCGCUGAAGUGUGUGAGGUGGAGCAGGAUAUUGCUGCGGAGCGCAAGCCGUUCAAGACUAACCUAGAAAAUGUUCGACGGCUGCUGAAGGAAGUCACUGUACCACAGGAAGUGCGACUGCGUCUGUUGCUGCUUUUUGUGGCGGCGAGCAACACCAGUGAGUUUACCGAAGUAAGGAAGCAGCAGCUCAUCCAGGAAAGCGGGAUGGCGGGGGACGUCAACCGCAUCGCCAGCCUUGAGCACCUGACGAGUAGAGUGGGGCGGGUUAGGAGGGAAGCUGCUGUCCUGGGGCAAGAGAUGAAUGGUAAACAGCAAACCGCUAACACCCCUGGCACGAAUGCAGCGAGCGGGGGAGACCCAUUUCUCAAUCAGGCCUAUCUUGUCAUGGAGGCGGCGGUGAAGAAUACACUGAGUGCGGCGGACUUUCCUACUAUGAACUCUCCGAAUGAUGCAGGGCCGACCGCAGCCAGUGGCGGGGUGAUGCGGGACGCACCAUUCAAGAAGCGAACGCUACGCGCGGGACUUUCGCUCGUUGCCCUAAAACAAGAUGGUGUGAACGGCCAAAUGGGUGCCAAUAGCGGUGUUGCUGGUGGUGGUGGCGGUGGUUAUACCAGCACCGGCAGCAUGUCACCAGCUGUGUCCCCCCGUGGUGGAGGAAAAGGUGUGAGUCUCCUUGACCUGGGCAACAGCGGCGGGAUCAUUUCCCUCCAGAGCACGCAACGCAUUGUGGUGUUUGUGCUGGGUGGUGUGACGUGCAGUGAAAUGCGCGCGGCGUACGAGGUGUCGAAAGCGCUGGGUCGUGAGGUUAUAAUUGGGGGAACCUCCCUGCUACGACCAGAUGAGUUUGUGCGGGAACUGAAUAACCUCCGGUAG
Molecule: messenger RNA, 2028 nt
Organism: Trypanosoma grayi
Lineage: Eukaryota; Euglenozoa; Kinetoplastea; Trypanosomatida; Trypanosomatidae
Product: syntaxin binding protein 1
Exons: 1
Coding region: 1-2028 (675 amino acids)
Biological process (GO): intracellular protein transport; vesicle-mediated transport
Cellular component (GO): secretory granule; plasma membrane
Molecular function (GO): syntaxin binding
Source: RefSeq, a predicted model, not a curated record